Paramormyrops kingsleyae is the source of this 2719-nucleotide messenger RNA. RefSeq names its product SH3-binding domain protein 5-like, a (gene sh3bp5la). NCBI's taxonomy places the organism in Eukaryota, Metazoa, Chordata, Actinopteri, Osteoglossiformes, Mormyridae. Gene Ontology annotation, cellular component: cytoplasm. Gene Ontology annotation, biological process: intracellular signal transduction. The record is from RefSeq and is a predicted model, not a curated record. Gene Ontology annotation, molecular function: protein kinase inhibitor activity.
AUACAUACAUACUAUACAUCAUAUCAUUAUUUCUAUCACCUCUGGCAUUUUUUUCAAGGGGGUACAAUGACAUAUUGACCCUGUCAGUCAACAAUUAGUAAAUAUUCGUUACACUCUACACCUGUCGAAACUGGGCGCUGAUUAGUAAUGUACUACGUAAUUGGUAAUUAAUAUUGUAUUAAUUACGUCCUAAUGAGUUCGUCACACCACGAAGUUUAAAAUAGCAAUACACCGCAGCUACGGCAGCCUCGGAGGCCAAACAGGCGGAAAACGCGCGUUCUGUAUUUACCUUUUGUCGAUGAUGGGAAUUUAUGUUUCGGAGACUGAGCGAAGAAAGGCAGGGUGGGAGGGAUAGGAGUGAUGGGCCCGGAAUGGAGCUGGGAAGCUUUCGCGGGAGCCCCGCCGGCUCGGGCGGCCCCGAAUCACCUGACCGGCGGGAGGAGACGCCCGGUGGGGAGGCUGAGGGGAAGGACGCGGCCGCCCGGCGCGGAGGGCAUGAUGGAGCGGGCACAGGUGCCGGGGAGAGCAAGGAGGCGCAAGAUGGUGCUGGGCACUACCGAGGAGAGGAGGAGGAGGAUGGGUACGAGGAAGAAUUAGACCCCAGGAUUCAGGAGGAGUUGGAACACCUUAAUGAAGCCAGUGAGGAGAUUAACAAGCUGGAGCUGCAGCUGGAUGAUGCCAGGUCGGGGUACAGGCGGAUCCUCACGGACUCGGCCAGGAAGCUGAACGCCCAAGGCUCCCAGCUGGGAAGCUGCAUCGAGAAGGCCAGGCCGUACUACGAGGCCCGGAGGCUGGCCAAGGAGGCCCAGCAAGAGACCCAGAAGGCGGCCCUGAGCUACGAGCGGGCCGUCUCCAUGCACACGGCGGCCAGGGAGAUGGUGUACGUGGCGGAGCAGGGGCUCCUGGCAGACAAGAACACGUUGGAUCCGACCUGGCAGGAGAUGCUGAACCACGCCACCUCCAAGGUGAACGAGGCCGAGGAGGAGCGGCUGCGCAGCGAGCGGGAGCACCAGCGGGUCACGCAGCUGUGCCAGGACGCUGAGGCCCGAGUGCAGACCCUGCAGAAGGCUCUGAAGAGGGUGAUCAUCAAGUCCAAGCCCUACUUUGAGCUCAAGGCCCAGUUCAAUUACAUCCUGGAGGAGCACAGGACCAAAGUGCUGCAGUUAGAGGAGCGCGUGUCAAAAGUGAAGACGCGCUACUCUGUUGCCCUGCGUAACCUGGAGCAAAUCAGCGAGCAGAUCCAUGCCCAGCGGGGGCGGAGCCGAGCCACAAAAAGGAAAACCAAGUCAUGUGGUGGGAGGAGCCCCCCCAUCGGGGCGGAGUCUGACCUUGGAGCUGCGAGUGAGGGCGGAGCCUGUGGUGGAGGGACAAUACAGGCCACCUGGGCUGAUGGAAACAGGAGUGCAGAGAAAACCAGGGAGUGGGUGGAAAGGCACAGGGAGAUUGGCUGGGGGCAGAAGGAGAGGCUGGAAGCUGAGAGGGCCGGCUCAGACACCCUGUCGGUCCUCAGCCUGCAGACCAUCGCUUCCGACUUGGAAAAAUGCGAUUCGGUGGAACAUCUCGGGGAUUUCGUCAGUGACGUGGUCAGCCUGUCAGGAGAGGAGGAGGAGAGGGACAGGAUUGCGAAAGAUGAGGGCGGGUCAAGUUGCGAGGUGACGGCCGACCUACCGAGGCAGGACAGACCAGCCAGGGAGACAGAGACACGGGGAAAGGCGACACAGCAGUGUUUUGUUAAACAGCAUCACCGGAGUGUCAGCUUGUAAUACAGGUGCUUUAGGGCCUGAGGAUGUAAACAAACAUAUUACACAAGUGGUACGAAAGGGGGAAGGAGGAACACCUAGAAGGAAGUGAAGGGAGACGACUCAUGAGUAUUAGAAUUCAAUUCAUGCAAAGUUACUAGCAGAUUGAAAUUGUAGGUUCUCCGCACACACAGAGAUUCUCUUAUCCAUGCAGGUGCGGAUGUCUGAAUAAUCGCUGUGAUCUUGUCUGUUGAGGUGCAUCAUUAAAGAGAGAGACGCAACACUGGAGGAUGACUUCAUAGUGAUUGUAGGGAAAGGCAGAAGUCAUUAGAGUAUAAUCUGAAUGACAGACGGCACCACAGGAUAUUGCAGUUGUUCCCCCGACAGUUCGAAGAAAAUGUGAUUAUUCCUGAUAUGGAUUACAAGACGGACUGCUUCAUUUCUCUGUGGUCCAUUCAAUCCAAUCAUUUUCGUAUUCCAAACUCUUAUUCCAGUCAUUCCAAUCUCUUCUUUUCAAAAAGCAAUGUCAGGGGGAAACAAAUAAUUAACUUGCUGCGUGUGUUUUUCUUGCUUUUUAUAUCGAUUGAGGUUAACACAGAAGUUCUAAUACUAAUGAUACAGCUGACAUAAGAAGGCGAGCUGAGGAACAAAAAGUCAUGUUAAUUCUUUCUGAGCAGUGUAUAAUAUAACUGUAUUCACUUAGAUAAAUCUGCAUGGCGAAACACUGAAAUGUAAGACAGCUUACAAAAUCAAAUCAUGAUGCUGCUGGAUGUGACGUUUUAGCGUGAGAAUUUCAACUGUGAAAAAAAAUCAAAAUAGGUAUUUGUCUUUGAACUAAAUAUUAUUUUUUUAUUUGUCCUGCUUAACAAAUUUAGACAUGGUUUAAAGUAGCUGCGAUGUCCUGUGUCGCAGCUGUGAUUCUAAUGGUUUUUCAUCCUUGGCCCAUGAGAUGGUGACCUAGUUCUCUGUUAGGCACUGGC